Molecule: messenger RNA, 1713 nt
Organism: Lucilia sericata (common green bottle fly)
Lineage: Eukaryota; Metazoa; Arthropoda; Insecta; Diptera; Calliphoridae
Product: cytochrome P450 6a2-like
Exons: 2
Coding region: 38-1528 (496 amino acids)
Molecular function (GO): iron ion binding; oxidoreductase activity, acting on paired donors, with incorporation or reduction of molecular oxygen; heme binding
Source: RefSeq, a predicted model, not a curated record
GUAUUUCAGUGAACUCUAGCAGCUUAACAUCAUAAAAAUGAGUUUUUGGCUUAUAGUAAUAUGGACCGCUUUAUCUACCCUGCUGGGUUAUUUAAGAGUCAAAUACAACUAUUGGGAAAUGAAUGGCGUAAAACAAUUAAAACCUCAUUUUCUAUUUGGACACAUUUUCAAACUGAAAUCCAUGCAUCAUACAGAAGUACUGCAAGAGGUAUACGAUACCUUUAAGGGUAAAGCAAAACUAGCGGGCAUUUACUUUUACACCAAACCCAUAGCGGUUAUACUAGAUUUAGAUUUGGUUAAGGCAAUAUUGAUAAAAGAUUUUUAUAAUUUCGAGAAUCGUAUGGAAUAUAAAAAUACAAAGGACCUAUUAUCAACUCAUCUCUUUAAUGUCGAGAGAACGGUGUGGAAACCAUUGAGGCAAAAAUUAACUCCUACUUUUACCUCGGGAAAAAUGAAAUUUAUGUUUCCCACUAUAAGCAACCUAACACAGGAACUAAAGGAGGCCUACGAAAGAAAUAUCGAAGAAUUUGGCGACAAGGGUGUUAAUAUGUAUGAUCUUAAUGCACGCUAUACCACGGAUGUAGUGGGUACUUGUAUUUUUGGCAUUGAGUGUAAUAGCUUAAAAGAUCCCUCUGUGGAAUUUAGACAGAUUUGUUCUAAAGUCUUUGGACGCACUAAUUUCAAUAUACGCUGGCAUAUGUUUAAGCUUACUUAUGCUAGGUUAAUGCAAUUCAUGGGUUCCAAGCGGUUUCCACAAUUUAUUGAAGACUUUUUUAUGCGUGUGGCCAGAGAUUCAGUUAUAGAACGUGAAAAACAAGGAAUUAAACGUAAUGAUUUCUUGAAUAUUUUAAUUGAUUUGAAAAACACCAAGGAUGAGAAUGGUGAACCCAUGUUGACGUAUGAUCAGAUCGCAGCUCAAUUGUUUGUAUUCUUUGUAGCUGGUUAUGAGACCUCUUCAACGAAUAUGAGUUAUGUGCUAUAUGAAUUGGCACGUCAUCCAGAGAUACAGGAAAAAGUAAGACAGGAAGUGUUGCAGGUGCUAGAGAAAUAUAAUGGAGUGUUGACCUAUGAAGCCAUGAUGGAAAUGACUUAUUUAGAUCAAGUAAUAUUGGAAACUCUACGUCUUUACCCCGCUCUUUCAUAUAUACAACGUGUGUCCCUAAAUGAUUACAAAAUACCUGAUGCCAAUAUAACUUUAGAUAAAGGCACUAAUGUUUAUAUACCCGUUAAAGCCAUACAUUUGGAUCCGGAAAUUUACGAAAAUCCUUUGGAGUUUCAGCCAGAACGUUUCAGUCCUUCCCAAACAGCCUCUAGACAUCCCCAAUCAUUUUUGGGUUUCGGUGAUGGUCCUCGCAAUUGUAUUGGUUUACGUUUUGGUCGCAUGCAGAAUCGUAUUGGUCUAGUUACACUUUUAAAGAAUUUCAAGUUUUCGCCUUGCUCGAGAACCUGUGCUAGCAUACAGUUUUCUGAUCAUAGUAUGGUUAAUAUACCCUUAAAUGGUAUUUAUUUGAAAGUUGAAAAGUUAUAAAGAUUAUAGUUUAUUUUGGUCAUAAAAGACAUUUUGAUUCUUAUGGCUAUGAUUCCAAAAAUUUUAUUAUCUUUUAUUUCUUAAGAUUUUUGUUUUGUUUAACCCCAUAUAUUGAUAAGAAACAAUUUAAACUGAAUAUUAAAUAUAUUACUUUGUGAUAAGUAAAUUUACUUUAUAAAUAUUAA